AUGUCUGGAAGUCACAAACCUACUCCUACGCCUGCUAAGCAAGCGGCAGUAGUACAAGCGAACGGGACAGUCUUGACUACAUGGAAUUUGAAUGGACGGACAAGACCAAGAUUGCCUUUCACUUUUUCCAACGAGACUUUGCCGACCUGGCUUGGCAGCAUCGUGGUCUUGGAAUUGCUGGGAACCAAACUUCCUUUCCCAUCAGAUAAACAUGGAAGCCCGACAAGACAGCUUACCUGCUGCUUGCUGAUCUACAAUCCCAUAGUCUGUCUCGCACGGCUCACCCAACCCCAAAUGGAAAGAGAUAUUCUGUCUCUAACAGGUCAUGUUGACGGCGGCUUCAGGCCCUGCGAGCUAAGGAGGUUCCCCAGAAUUGCGCCAUCGAUCUUAUCACUACGUGAUGCGGCUGUCGAGGGAAACCAUUGGAAGAUUAAUUUGAUGUGGUUUGAUGCAUGCCGACGGAGUAUAGACAUCGAACGAUUCGCGGGAUCCUCUUCCGCAAUAGUUGCCUUGUCCCUUGGCUGCGCGGAGAUACCUCUCCAACUAGUCUACUACACCCCUGCAGCUGCGGCAUCUCCGUGCUAUGGACAAUUCCAUCGAACGAUGAGCCCAACCAUUCACAUUCCUACCUUCGUGUGCCGAUACCUCCAUUUCCUCGCAGACCUAUCAGCGCAAGGACAAAUCAGACAGAACGCCGCUGCAAAUCCUACCUCCUAA
Aspergillus niger is the source of this 717-nucleotide messenger RNA. RefSeq lists its product as hypothetical. NCBI's taxonomy places the organism in Eukaryota, Fungi, Ascomycota, Eurotiomycetes, Eurotiales, Aspergillaceae. The transcript has 4 exons. Bases 1 to 717 code for a protein of 238 amino acids. The record is from RefSeq and is a predicted model, not a curated record.